AGAUGAGUAGAGAGCACAAAAAAAGAAAGCUUUAUAUUAAUCCCAAAUAGAAUAAAGUUAUGAAGUUUAAGAAGAAGCAUCUCCAUUACAUUAAAGAAAUAAAUCAUUUUCAGUUCAAAUAUCACCUGUAUAAUAAACAGAAGUGAAGGCUUAACCCUAUGAAUAUAUGAAUAAGCCUUUAAAACUACCUCCAAUAAGUGAUAGAGUAACAACUUUCACAAAUCCAACAAGCAGUAAAUUAUAGCUUCGAUAGAACCCUAAAAUAUAUUUAUCUUAGGAAUAAGACAAGACAUUGAAAUUUAUAUAGAAGUAG
Paramecium primaurelia is the source of this 313-nucleotide messenger RNA. NCBI's taxonomy places the organism in Eukaryota, Ciliophora, Oligohymenophorea, Peniculida, Parameciidae. The record is from the annotation of a GenBank genome assembly.